Arachis duranensis is the source of this 547-nucleotide messenger RNA. RefSeq lists its product as uncharacterized. The transcript has 2 exons. NCBI's taxonomy places the organism in Eukaryota, Viridiplantae, Streptophyta, Magnoliopsida, Fabales, Fabaceae. Bases 140 to 382 code for a protein of 80 amino acids. The record is from RefSeq and is a predicted model, not a curated record.
GUCAAAAGAAAAAUCAUGCUUCUUCUGAAACCUUCUAGGCUUCUAAGUUUCUUCCAGUUUCUGGGCGUCCUCGACAAAAGUAGAACCGCACUUUCACAAAAAUAACUCCUUGACUGAACACAGUGUGCUAAGAAAAAGCAUGGUUAAGAAUCCAGAAGCUGACAAGGUUGUUAGAACAGUAUCCAUGGUGGCAGCUAUAACUGCUUCUUAUUUCCUCUUAACUGCUGAUUAUGAUUGUGGUCCUCAACGCAAUGUUCUUGAGCCUGUUAAGAAGGGAAUACUUUCAGCAGAAAGUACCGUGAAAGAGUACCUUUUUGGAUCCAAGAAAGAAUCUCAAGAUAAUCAAAUAGAGAAAUUGGACAGCAACAAGGAGCAUCCAUAAUAAGUUCCCGGUCGUGCCAUUUUGUAUAAGAACAUCAAUGCUGAUUCAAGCUUUUAUUUUAGCCUUUUGAACCUCCUGAGUAUCUGUAUGAUCCACUGUUAUGAGUGAUGAAUAUGACACUGGCACACUUGCAAUAAUGGAAAAUUGUUGAAAUCAGAUUUGUCA